This is a messenger RNA of Penicillium riverlandense, 558 nucleotides long. RefSeq names its product putative AP-3 adaptor complex subunit sigma. The record is from RefSeq and is a predicted model, not a curated record. The transcript is spliced from 2 exons. Gene Ontology annotation, biological process: protein transport; vesicle-mediated transport. NCBI's taxonomy places the organism in Eukaryota, Fungi, Ascomycota, Eurotiomycetes, Eurotiales, Aspergillaceae. Gene Ontology annotation, cellular component: intracellular membrane-bounded organelle. Bases 1 to 558 code for a protein of 185 amino acids.
AUGAUCAAUGCCGUGCUUGUCUUCAAUAACACUGGCCAGCCGCGCCUGACCAAGUUCUACACGCAGCUGGACACCCAAACGCAACAAUCCCUCAUCGCCCAGAUCUACCAUCUCGUCGCCCAGCGCCCAGCAAGCGCCUGCAACUUCCUCCCACUGCCCCCGCUGCUCUCCCGCGGCGCCAGCUCCUCCGCUGCCCACGGCCCCUCCGAUGCCCCAACCCAGAUCACAUACCGCACCUAUGCGACCCUCUCCUUCAUCAUGAUCUCCACCUCGACCGAAUCACCACUGGCGCUCAUCGAUCUGAUCCAGGUCUUCGUCGAGGCGCUGGACCGCAUGUUUGAGAAUGUUUGCGAAUUGGAUCUGAUCUUUGGAUAUGAGACUAUGCAUGCCGUUCUGGGCGAGAUGAUCGUUGGCGGUGUCGUUGUUGAGACGAAUAUCGAGAAGAUUGUUGCCGGCGUGCGCAGCCAAGAGGGCUCUUUGGGGAAGAGGAAGGCUGUCCAGGCGGCGAGUACCAGUCUGGGACGGGGUGCGCUUCCUGGUCUGGGGGCCUGGCGGUAA